This is a messenger RNA of Megalops cyprinoides (Indo-Pacific tarpon), 1746 nucleotides long. It is a transcript of the gene camk2n2b, whose product is annotated as calcium/calmodulin-dependent protein kinase II inhibitor 2. The record is from RefSeq and is a predicted model, not a curated record. Gene Ontology annotation, biological process: negative regulation of protein kinase activity. Gene Ontology annotation, molecular function: calcium-dependent protein kinase inhibitor activity; protein kinase binding. Lineage: Eukaryota; Metazoa; Chordata; Actinopteri; Elopiformes; Megalopidae. Bases 328 to 567 code for a protein of 79 amino acids. The transcript has 2 exons.
UUCCGCCUGGGUUUCCUUUAUGAUCCUGGGAUCUCCCAGCCUUUCCCACCAAACCUCUCCGGGCGGGAAGGCGAAGACAACGCUCCUCUCUUUCGCUUACCUCAGCACACACAGAUCACCACGGCGCUCUCUCUGCUUCGACUGUGCGCUUUCCGAAGCUGGCUGCGACGCAUACCUUUCGCCUGAGACGGAUUUUUAAGAAUAUACCGCAACAACAGAAGUGCAGCGAUCUUUCGGGAUCUGCGUUGCCUUCGUAACCAGCUCCGGUGUUUUUUCGACGGUAUAUUUCCACGCCGAGGUGUUAAAGGGGCCGUAGUCAUCGCCGCGAUGUCCGAGGUUCUGCCAUACGGUGAGGGGAAGAUGAACGGCUAUGGUGGAGACAGUGACGUUGGUCAAAUAUCCUUCAGCUGCCGGCUGCAAGACACCAACUCGUUCUUUGGUGCGUCGCAAACAAAAAGACCGCCCAAACUCGGGCAGAUUGGGAGAGCGAAGCACGUGGUCAUCGAAGACGACCGGAUAGACGAGGUUCUGAAGGGCAUGACAGACAAAUCGUCGCCCGGGGUUUAAGCGUGAACCAUGCCCAGCAGACUCCUCAUUUUUAAUCACCGGUCAGAAGCACUUGUCGGCUGUGCGUGCGUUUGAGAGGCGGAACCGAAGAGGGCAUGGCGUGAAGUAGAGAGAGGGAUGGCAAAGAAGAGAAGAGGGGAAGAGAAAGAGAGAGACUGGGCAAGGGCUGAGAUUUAUUUCGCGGGUUGAUGGCAAUUCUCCAAACGAAACCCGUUUUGAACCACGGCUGAGCAGACAGGCGAAGAUGGCUGAUUCGCGCGGCUCUGUGCUUCGUCUUCUGCCGACGUGCUGUGCCGGACGAACUUACCAUUUCACCGCCAUCUUCCGAGAAGCGCUGUAAACAACCGCCACCGCGUCAACCGCGAAGACUACAGGAAGCUGACACUCAUUUCGAUAUAAAGUCUGUAGCUGUGCAGUAUGUAAGAGCAAAGCUCAUCGUCCUCCCGGUACAUGUGUAACAUACCACGUCCUAUUUAAACGGAGCUGUCCGUUUCAGCACUAAAUGAACGCAGAUUGCAUUCUGAUCGCUGCUAAUUGUUUCUUUCGAACAGAUGAAGGGUUUUUUUUUCCUAGUAUAACCCACAAACAUCUGCCGUGUGUAGUAGUGAAAACUGACCCUAAGAUGUGGCUUCAUUUUUUACACAAACAUACCGGCGCGUUCGCUCUCUCUCGCACACACACACUCACACACACACACACACACAUGCACAUAUUUUUUUUCAAGUCGGGGUUGCCCGUCGAUGGAAACAGUUGUGUCCUUUCCCUAUUGUCAGGGUCUUGUAUAGAUAGGCGCUUAACUCUUCCACGUCAAAUAGGAAGACAUUUUUUUCUGCCAACGCCAGCCGGGAUGGUCUUAUCAUAAAUACACGAAAUAAUAACAAUAACAGUAAUAACAAUGAUGAAAAAGACUUGUGAAAGAUUUUAUUAUUGGUAGUCUGAUUUUUAUAUGAUUAUUUGUUUUGUCGUCUUGACAUAAUAAAAGUUGACAUUCUUCUCCAUGUCUUUGCAUGAACUCCUGCUCUCGUGCCAGCGUGGGUGUGUCCACCGUUCUUUAUCACCGUCGGCACGCUUCUUUUUAACAAGAUUCAUAUUUGUAUUUUUAUAUAUAAAUAUUUAUGUCAUUCAAAAUGAUAUGCUAGCCUAACGUAUUAUAAACCAUCAAACACGGAGAGGAUGUAG